Molecule: messenger RNA, 534 nt
Organism: Daphnia pulicaria
Lineage: Eukaryota; Metazoa; Arthropoda; Branchiopoda; Diplostraca; Daphniidae
Exons: 3
Coding region: 43-423 (126 amino acids)
Molecular function (GO): monooxygenase activity; oxidoreductase activity, acting on paired donors, with incorporation or reduction of molecular oxygen; iron ion binding
Source: RefSeq, a predicted model, not a curated record
CAUUUUUUGUUUAGUUUGAUCUGUGACUAGCGUUUGAAUAACAUGUUGGACGUUUCGUGGUCUAAAUGGAUGGGUCCAACAUCCCUGGCCAUGACGGCCCUGGUCGGAUUGCUGGGCGGAUAUUAUUGGGUAUGGAGUCGUUCCCGUUUUGUCCGUCUCAUCGACGCUCUGCCCGGACUGAAAACUCUUCCUUUGCCGGGCAACCUCCUCCACCUAUUGAAAUUCUCUCCCGAUGAAAUGUUGCUGGGCAUGAACCACCGUCAUCCAAUUUACAAGAUGUUGAUCAGCCGUUUCUUUCCAGUGGUUUUCAUCGCUCAUCCUGAACUAUGCAAAGCGAGCCGUGGAAAAAACGCCGUCGCAUGCUCAACCCGGCGUUCCACUUUCAAAAUCUCAACGGGUUCUUGGAUAUUUUCAACGACUUGAGCCUCGACUGCGUUGCCAAAAUCGAACGAAUAAUUCUCGGGACGGAAUCAUCAGGCUGCAAAGAAAUUGACGUCCAUCCGAUUAUGUCUCUGCUAGCGUUUGGAUCUAUUU